Molecule: messenger RNA, 1502 nt
Organism: Lepisosteus oculatus (spotted gar)
Lineage: Eukaryota; Metazoa; Chordata; Actinopteri; Semionotiformes; Lepisosteidae
Source: RefSeq, a predicted model, not a curated record
UUUAAUGUCACAAGAAGCAAGAGAGCAGAAGCCCAGGUAAGUGGCCAGUGCUGAGGUGGGGGUUUCCUGCCGGGGGGCUAUUUAACAGCCUCUGUUGAGCCCCUGCUAACAGACACAUCCCUGCUGGGAAGAGGAGACUCAGACGGAUCCCGGAGGAGCUGCAGUGAAAACGUCACUCAUCAGCCAUGCUGCUGCUCCCACCUCUGCAGGCUGGCCUGUGCCUCCUUCUCCUGGCGCAGGCUGAGGUUCUGAAACACACCUUCAAGAACACGCCCUGCUCGCAGUUCUUCUUCAAGGGUCAAGAGGCCCGUGUUGGCAUGCCUAACCAGGCAGCCCGCAUCUGCCAGCGGUACAAUAACAGAUACCACUUUGCCACGCUGUACGACCGACAGAAAAGGAUUCCGGUUUACUCUGCGUAUCUCUACAGGCCAAAGGCUGGAGUGUGUAAGAGACCAGACUGGUUUAUAGAGCCCCAGGUACGAAUCUGUUUCGCAACAACGGUAUUAUACAGUCUCCUGACUGUGCCCAGGACACAUCAUUUCAUCCAUUCAACUAAACAAACUGCUUUUUUAUUCAUUUUACAGUUGGCGGAGAACAAGAAGAGUUUAAAAGACAUGCAAAAUGAAAAACAGACCAGUAUUGAUAAAAAGAAGCUGAAAGAGAGCCAAGCAGUUUCUGAUGAUUACAAAACAAACAGCAACAUAUAUGACCGAGGGCAUCUGAACCCAAGUCUGCACCACGAUGAUGGCGAUUCCAAGACUGCCACCUUCACCCUCACCAACAUCGUGCCUCAGUUCAAUCAGCUGAACCAGGGCACGUGGAACAACUACGAGACCCAAACCAUGAGAGACAAGAGUCAGGGGUGCAAAGUAACUUACGCCCUUGUUGGCGCCGUCCCUGGCAACCAAAAAGUGGGCAACGACCGGGUCACUGUGCCCAGCCACAUCUGGGCAGCUGCCUGCUGUCAGCUCAAAAAGAAUAAGCUGAGGUCCUGGGCAGCCAUUGCAACCAAUGACGAAAAUGAAACCAAAGUUACCACUGUGGGUGAGCUGGAGAACACACUCCAAAAGAUCUAUAAUGUGGGGGUCAAACUAUUCCAUCCUGAGUGCCCCAGAAAUUAAUCAGGAACACAGCAUGCCCAGCAAAGCGCCAUCUUCCCUUCCUCCACCAGAGGGAGCCGGAUCCCAAGCCCCCCCCCCCGCCCCCCGUUGCUCUCAGGAGGCUGAUAGAUUUCACGCUGGCAGAGCUCAGACCGGUGUGGCGCUGAAAUCGAAUUAAGCCCACAGGUCGAAUAUACGAGCCAGCUUUCCUGCCCCAUCAGGCCCGUGCAGUGCAAGAGCCCAGCAGCUGGGGAGCUGAGAGGCGGACUGCACUGCUGUGCCCCUGCUCUCUCUCUCCUGGUGGUGUCCAGUGUCCCUGCUGUCCAAGACCUGUUGUCUUCACGGUACCUGUGCUGUAUUCCUUCCUCGCCUGUCGCUAAAUAAAGCUGAAGUUGCAUCACA